Messenger RNA from Erpetoichthys calabaricus (reedfish), 11467 nucleotides. Its product is annotated as kinesin-like protein KIF1C. NCBI's taxonomy places the organism in Eukaryota, Metazoa, Chordata, Cladistia, Polypteriformes, Polypteridae. The transcript is spliced from 22 exons. Gene Ontology annotation, molecular function: microtubule binding; microtubule motor activity; ATP binding. The record is from RefSeq and is a predicted model, not a curated record. The coding region runs from base 65 to 3868 and encodes 1267 amino acids. Gene Ontology annotation, biological process: microtubule-based movement.
UUUCCCUUUUAUCCCCCUAGGUUUUUUUUUUUUUUUUUUUUAAACACACACCCGUCAGUCCAGGAUGGCUUCAGCGUCAGUGAAGGUGGCUGUACGAGUGCGACCUUUCAACUCCCGAGAAACCAAUCGGGAUGCCAAGUGUGUGAUCCAGAUGCAAGGCAACUCCACUUGCAUUACUAACCCUAAGCAGCCCAAAGAUGCACCCAAGACUUUCACCUUUGACUAUUCCUACUGGUCACACACCACGGCAGAAGACCCAGACUUUGCCUCCCAACAACGCGUCUACAAGGAUAUCGGUGAAGAGAUGCUACUGCACGCAUUUGAAGGCUACAAUGUCUGCAUCUUUGCAUAUGGCCAGACAGGUGCAGGAAAAUCCUACACUAUGAUGGGACGGCAGGAGCCCAACCAGCAGGGUAUCAUCCCACAGCUCUGUGAAGAUUUGUUUAAAAGGAUCACAGACAACAAGGACCCUGAAUUGUCCCAUUCUGUGGAGGUUUCCUACAUGGAGAUUUACUGUGAACGGGUGCGGGACCUUUUGAAUCCCAAGAGUCGCGGCAACUUGCGUGUGCGUGAGCACCCCAUCAUGGGCCCAUAUGUCGAAGAUUUGUCCAAGCUGGCAGUCACCACAUUCUGUGACAUUGCGGACCUCAUGGACUCUGGCAACAAGGCCAGGACAGUGGCAGCCACAAACAUGAAUGAGACCAGCAGUCGCUCCCACGCUGUCUUCACCAUUGUGUUCACACAGAAGCGGCAUGACAGUAUGACCACCUUGGAUACUGAGAAGGUUAGCAAGAUCAGCUUGGUGGAUUUAGCUGGAAGCGAAAGGGCAGAUUCUUCAGGGGCAAAGGGCAUGAGGUUAAAGGAAGGUGCCAACAUUAACAAAUCUUUGACUACUUUAGGCAAGGUGAUCUCCGCCCUGGCAGAGAUGCAAUCCUCCAAAAAGAAGAAAUCUGACUUUAUUCCUUACCGAGACUCUGUGUUGACUUGGCUUCUGAAAGAGAAUCUUGGCGGAAACUCGCGCACGGCAAUGAUUGCAGCUCUCAGCCCUGCAGACAUCAACUAUGAAGAGACCCUCAGUACUCUCAGGUAUGCUGACCGUGCCAAGCAGAUCCGUUGCAAUGCAAUUAUCAACGAGGACCCGAACGCUCGACUAAUCCGUGAACUAAAGGAGGAGGUAAACCGGCUGAGAGAGCUGCUUUUCUCCCAGGGCCUGUCCACCUCCUUGUUGCCUUCUACUACCAGUGUAGCUGCAGAAGUGAAUAAUAACACAGCUACCGUUGGCCCUAUCGCCCCUGAGCUACAGCACAGCAUGAAUUCUGAGAUGAACCUAGCUGAAUCCAUACCUUCUGACAUGGCUGACAACUACUCAAGCUUGGAAGAACAAGUCUUCACAAAGGAGGAAACCAUUGAUCGUCUGAAGGAAACUGAAAAGAUUAUUGCAGAGCUAAAUGAGACCUGGGAGGAGAAGCUGAGAAAAACCGAGGCCAUCCGCAUGGAAAGGGAGUCGCUGCUUGCUGAGAUGGGAGUUGCCAUUAGAGAAGAUGGUGGGACAGUGGGAGUCUUUUCUCCAAAAGGGACUCCUCACCUGGUGAACUUGAAUGAAGAUCCUCUGAUGUCGGAGUGCCUACUGUACUACAUCAAGGAGGGUAUAACAAGAGUGGGGCAGGAAGAUGUAGACAUUCGACUCAGUGGCCAGUUCAUUGCGAAGCAACACUGUGUGUUCCAUAGCCAGACUAAUGACAAUGGAGAAGUGGUAGUGACACUGGAGCCACUAGAAGGAGCUGAGACAUAUGUGAAUGGAAAGCAGAUUACAGAACCCAUCAUCCUAAAGCAAGGAAACCGCAUUGUGAUGGGCAAGAAUCAUGUGUUCCGCUUCAAUCAUCCUGAGCAGGCCCGUCAGGUCAGGGAACGGAAUGCCUCUUUGGAGCAGCAAGGGGAGCAAGUUGACUGGAACUUUGCCCAAAAGGAGCUUCUGGAGAAGCAGGGAAUUGAUAUCAAACUGGAGAUGGAGAAGAGACUGCAAGAUUUGGAGAGCCAGUACAGGAGGGAAAAGGAAGAGGCAGAUCUUCUUCUGGAGCAGCAGAGACUGUAUGCAGAUUCUGACAGCGGUGACGAUUCAGAUAAGCGAUCCUGUGAAGAGAGCUGGCGCCUGAUCUCUUCUCUACGUGAAAAGCUUCCUGCUAAUAAGGUGCAGAGUAUCGUAAAGAAAUGUGGACUGCCCAGCAGUGGCAAGAAGAGAGAACCAUUACGGGUCUACCAGAUCCCCCAGCGACGUCGUAUUAGCAAAGAUCCCAAAUGGGUGACGCUAGCCGACCUCAAGAUGCAGGCAGUCAAAGAGAUCUGCUAUGAAGUAGCUCUUAACGACUUCCGUCAUUCACGACAGGAGAUCGAAGCCCUCUCAAUUGUGAAGAUGAAGGAGUUGUGCCGCAUGUAUGCCAAAAAAGACCCACAGGAGAAGGACACUUGGCGAGUGGUGGCACGUGAUGUGUGGGAUACAGUGGGAAUUGGAGAAGAAAGGGCAGUUGGGGAAGAUGGAGAAGCAGGAAAAGCUAAUGUGGAUAAUCUCAAAGCUCAUAUUGACAAGCUAACUGACAUCCUGCAGGAAGUGAAGCUGCAGAAUAACAUGAAAGAUGAGGAAAUUAAGGCCCUGAGAGACAGGAUGAUUAAGAUGGAGCGGGUCAUCCCAUCAAUUAGUGGGCAGGACGAGGAAUUUAUAGAUGACAUGGCUAACAGCGAUGAUAAUCAUAGCGGUAUUGGUGACAGGAGUUCAUCCCCUGUGUUCAAGAAAGUGGCUAUAAAGGACUACAUGAUGGAAGACACUGAAGGAAAUGGCCAGCAGAGUAGCUUAGAAAAUGAGGGCUUCUUGGAGGACCUUUCUAAUCAGGAGCGUGUCACCAAACUUAUGGAAGAGGACCCCGCCUUCCGUCGUGGGCGGUUACGCUGGCUCAAACAGCAGCAAUCCCGCAUCCAGAACUUGCAGCAACAGCAAAUUGCUAAGCAGUUGCGCAAGAGAGUCCAUGCUGGUCCAGGGAAAUUCAUUCCCCCUCUGGACUGCAAGUUGCGUUUCCCCUUCAAAAGCAACCCACAGCAUCGCAAUUCAUGGGGUCCUAAUUCAGGCUUCAUGCUUAUGGGAGACUGUAUGGCUACACCAAGGCCUAACAGCGAGCCUUCUCCUUCUGUACUGGGUGACGAGAGUGGCAAUGAAGCCCAACUGAUGGAACUGAAUCCUGGCUUUAGGCCAGAAAUGGAAUUUACUAUGGGAGCAGUAAGUGCACCCAGCCCAAUACCACAGAGAAUACAGAUGUUGCCCGAUAAGUUGACAAUGCAAGGGGGUAACCCGAGAAUACGGACUCCUAGCCCUCACAGAGGUUGGCAUAGCUUUGGAGGAGCUGUACAUCAGCCAGCUCAGCAGCAAAAACACCACCGCCCACCACAUCAACAGUAUGACAGCCUGAAUAACCACAAUGUCCAUUACCAACAGCAACUCUACCGUAGAAAUUCCUUUGACAAUGCCUCACAGGGACGGCCCAAUGUCUACCGGCAGACUUCGAACCCUCAAGAUCGAGAAAGUCAUCACCCCAAAGAGCACUUUCAACCCCGCAAGCCAAACCACCACCAUCACCACCCGUAUCACCAACAGAUGCCACUGCAGAAUCCGUUGUUCUUCCAGCAAAUCCGACCAAACUUCCCAGAAACAGGAAUGGGGCGUUACAACCCCCAGCCGGACUUUACCAACUAUGGACCGCAUCACAACUAUCAGGAAAGGGCUGGCCCGACUCAGUCUAAGUUUCAGGGCUACACCACGCCUCCUCGAAUGAGGCGCCAGUUUUCGGCCCCAGAUUUGAAAAACCGUGAGACUCCAGUUUGAUGCAGCCACUUUUUGGGGGGAUGGGGUGCACUUUGUGUGCUUGUGUGAGUGCGUGUGUAGUCCUACUUGCUAGGGAAAAUGAGCUGAAGUGCAAAGGUAGUGGGGCAGAGAUUGCAUAUAAGGAAAAUAGGAACCCCUUUUGGUGGGCUAUGUUGUUCCUGGUGCACAUCACUGAUUCUUUGGUGGAGCUGUGAAAAUUGCCAGCUAACUCAGUGUUGACCUCAUUCUUUUGAAGUAAGAAAAAUUGAAAGGAAGAUUAUAGGUGCCGAGUUCUGUCAUUAUAAUUACCAUGCUUGGAUUUCCACAGACAAAAUCUGGUGGUGAUGAGGAUUCAGACAUUCUGCCUAGAAUUUUCUUUUUGGAUGAGGCUCUGUAUUUCAUGUUCUAGAGCAAAGGUGUCUAACUCUGUUUGUUGAGAGCAUUAGAGGUUGCUGAUUUUCAUUCCAACUAUGGUGUUAAUUGAAGGCUAACUGUAUAUCUAAACUCAGUGAAUGAGCUUAAAAUUGGGUGGGGGGUGGGCAUCUGCAGGAUUUUAUUCAACCAUAGUCUUUAAUGUGAUGGUGUUUCACACUUUAGCUGAAUUGCUUGCUUAAUCAGGCCUUGUUUUCCUGUUUUUCCAGGUUGUUAGGUGUUUGCUUAGUGUUUCAAUUCAAUUUCAUAAUGACGUUUCCUGACAUGAUGGGAGCUCCCUUCAUGAGGUGCUACAUUCAGUGUCCUAUGUGUCCUUCACAUUUAUGCACAUUAGUUGAGGAAGUGCUGACUGCCAUUACCUGCUGAUGAUCAACAUGUCAAAUUAUGUUUAAACAGAAUUCACGGAAUAGCCCACUUCACAGGAGCACUUGAAGAAGCAGAACACAAACUCAUAGCCUAAAAUGAUCUCUGUGACAAUAUCACUAGGCCAAUUUGAAACCCAAUCUCUUGAGUUCUGAAACAAACAAAAAGCAUAAUAAGAAAGAAUUUCUGGUAGAAGAAAGAAUGGCCCUCUGAUGAGUUCCUGCACAAGGGUGAUGAGAAUCAGUGUGUUCAUCAUAUGCAAUAGAGGCAAAGUCUGCAUUGUAAGUUGUAUAGAGAGGCCAGCCUUCAGGUGCCAGACCUGUUUUGGAAAGCAUGAGGCUCUCCUCAGGAUGAGUGAACUUCAUUUGUGCACACAGGCAUUUAGAAUGACUGGCAGUUGUUCAAUCCAAGCUCCUUUUGUCCGUCUUUACCCACCUGAUGAAAUUCUGACCUUCUGUUUAACCUCACUACACUUAAUUGACUGAGAAUAUGGUAGACUUUCUACUUACAUUAGAGAAGCCUCUUUAGUUUUAUGUGAAUUAAUAACUUGCUAGUUAGUUCAAUCAUCAUUUUAUCUGAUGCUCAACACAGAGUACACAUUCACAAGAAGCCAGAUUUCUCCUGGUUAAUUGGUGAGUCCAAAUUAGUCAUGGUCAUGUUUGAGUAGGCUUUGCAGUGGACUGGUGUUUUGUCCAGAGCUUUUCCAGCACCACCUAUUGCUGCAGGAUAGGCUUUAGCCCACUGUGACCUUCAGCUGGAUUAGGGAUGUUCUGAGAAAAUCACGUUAUAUUAUAUAAAACUGCCACAAAAUAAUAAUCCUGUAUAUAACUUAGGCCUUUAGUCCAACAGCCCGAUAUCGACCAUGCUUAGUAUAAAUAAAUUGUUGUCAAUGGCAAGGCCACUUUCACUGAUUAUUGACAUCUUAUUGGCUUAGGAAGGACUUGGCAUAGAACACAUCAAAAAUGUCAUUCACAUCUGAGGAGCUACAGUAGGUCUGUCAUCCACCACUGUGUAGACUGUCUGUCACAGCUUUACCAUAAAACUUCUUUAUUUUAUUUACCUCUGUAUUCAAUUUCAUUCUAAGACUACCUUAGAUGUGUGAAAGUGAAUAUUCUGACAUCAUGUAGCAGGAACAACUGGAGCAACACUCCUUCUGACGUGUCUGCCUCCUGAUUUGACAUGCGGCAGCUCAAGGUGCCAUAGAUGUGGACAAAGUGAAACUGAUUUGUAGUGCAAAUCAAGGAUAUUAUGGGCCUGGCCAGCUAAGGCAGUGGAUUUUAAAUUCACUCUAUGAUAAGAGUGUAUUUCCUCUUUUACUGUUCAUAAAGAACAUUAAAACACCAUGUAGUAUGCAUAUAUAAUAUACUUUGACACAAGUAUUUUUAAAAUUGUUCUUAACACUUAGAAUAAUAAGAAGUAAUAUAGUAAGCCACCUACUGUACCAGUCAGCUUUAUUGGAUUUUAAACCAGAAAACUGUCAGUUUAGUUCAUACUUUAGCUCACCUACAUGUAUUUGCAGUUUAAUUCCUACUGUAGCUCACCUACAUGUAUUCUCUGGUUAUAAAUAUUAUGGUAAUAAACUGUAGUCUAUUUUAAGUCUUCUUGGGUAAAGUCAAGUUUUAUUUGUCACAUACAAAUAAACACACAUUGUAAAUUGUAGUGAACUGCUUAGUUACAACAAGAAAUAUACUUAUUAUAACAAACCACAACCCCCAAAAUAAACACAAUAACGUUUGUCUUGGAUAAUAAGAGAGCUGCUGUCUCCUGAUAACAUGCUUGGAGAUGGGAGAUGUAGUUGGAUCUGCCGAGUGAUGCCACAGCUUUAAGGCAUUAACCAUUUGGAUUGAGCAGGUCCAGUUGCUUGUGUAUCCAAAUAGAGCAUGCCGGCAGAAGUUUGUUUCUGCCAAAGUUCCGUGGUUGCAGUUCCCAGCAUUCUAAGCUAAGAAUGAUUCAUUCAUUAUAGUGUUGGUAAAGUGUUUCUGUUGCUGAGUUAAGUUGCGUCUUCCUGAUUAAUGUUUAUUAUCUCCCUAGGCAGUAACGUGGAUGAAUUCAGUCAGCAUUUCAAUGUCUGGAUUACACAUUUUAGUUUUAAUUAUAAUAUGCUUGCUUUUUUGCCGUAAUUCAUUCACAAAAAUCUCCAGUCCUUCCUACCUUUUCCACUAUAUAUGAUUGUAUCAGAUCAAACCAAUCAAGCAUUAAAACAGCAUAUGAAAUAAGAAAAUUAAAGUAACUCACUGUGACUCACCAAGUUCAUCCAAAGGGAUGGGAGGAAUACUUAAUUGACAAACGUGUGGAAUCACCACAGCACCAUGAAGUAGAUGACUGAGUUAGAACUGUUGAUUACACUUCUUAAAUACAGAGUUAUUAAUUACAAGAGUAUAUGAUUAGUGGGCAUUUUUCAUGUCUUUGCAAGUUACUGAUAAACAGACCCUUGGAGUCAGCAUUCUGCUCCACUUGAUAAUAUUGGUUCUUUUAUCAAUACUUAACCUCGUGCAAAAGUAACAGUGGGACUGGGUCACAGAUCAAUAGGCUUUAAUUAAAAUGCUUUCUAAGAGUGCUAAGGGCAAAAGUAAUCAGUUAAUAAGAAGGUAACUCAAAUUUAAUAUAUUUAAUAUACAAUCAAAAAAUGAAUCAUAAUUAACAGUAAAAAUCCAAUCGGACAAAUAAUUUCCACCUUACGUUCAUCCCCACUCUGCUCACGUCAUCCUUUCCAUCUUUGGACAAGCUGCUCCAUUGAUAAGGUGAUAACCCCCUAGGCGGUUGUGAUCGCAGUGCUAUAUCCCACUUUACAUUCCCUAGAGUCUCAUACAUCCUCAGAUGUUAGACAUAAGGUAGCCUUCAGAUCUUCUACGCUUACCCUCAGAAGUUCACGGCUCGUCCAGAAGGCAGUGGAGAUGGGCCGACACCCAGGUCUGUGUUUGAAAUAACAGCAGCUCAUCUUCAGUUUAAAAAUCCAUUUAAAACUUAAUAGUAACAAACCAGAAGUGAAAUUUAAACAUUAAUGAUAUUAGAAAAUGUGAGUUUAUCAAAAAAAAAAAAAAAGAAGAAAGUUUCUAUGAAGGCAGCUGCUUGCACGGUGCCCAGAAUACUAAUUAUUCCUAUUAAUAGUACAUAAAGGCUGAAUAAAAGAUUAAUCCUUUAUAUACUGUGUUAUCAUUAGUAUCAUUUUCAUUAAGCACACCAUCAGCAUGUACCUUUUUCAAAACCUUCAAGGUAAAUGACUGAGAAAUACCAAAAUUCCAAGAAAAGCCUAAGCAAGUGGCCACAAACCAAAGUGACAUGAAGAAUUCUUAGUGGUGCAUUAUUCUAGAGGCUCUGUGAAUUCCACUAAGAAAAGAUAAAAGUGGGCAAAUAGGGACUUCAUUUUUUGUUUCUGACAAAGGGCUGACACUUAACAUGUCACUUUCAUGUUUAUACAGCACCCUUUGUGAAUUUCCCCCUGGGAUUAAUAAAGUAUCUAUCUAUCUAUCUAUCUAUCUAUCUAUCUAUCUAUCUAUCUAUCUAUCUAUCUAUCUAUCUAUCUAUCUAUCUAUCUAUCUAUCUAUCUAUCUAUCUAUCUAUCUAUCUAUCUAUCUAUCUAUCUAUCUAUCUAUCUAUCUAUCUAUCUAUCUAUCUAUCUAUCUAUCUGUCUAUCUAUCUAUCUAUCUAUCUAUCUUUAUAUUAUUUGUAGGCUUUAGACCAGCAAACGCAAAACUAUCAACCAAGUUUAAAAAAUACAAAAAUCCGAGUUGGCAUUUAAUUCAUCCAGUUCAGGGUUACAGGGAGCUGGAGAUUCCACAGGUAGAAUCUUGCGGGGUUGCCAGUCCAUCACAGCCUCCUACAUUCAGCAGAAUGAGUUUGCUAUCACCCCCCAUUGUUCAUUAUUAACCCACACCAUGACUUUAGAACACAACAUGAAGGAUUUGUAAGUUGGAUGAGCUUGGGUGAGCGAUUUCACUUACUUUUCAUCACCUGAACAGAUUCUGGCACUUGAAAGCUUUGCCUCUGCUCCGACUUGGUUCUGUUUUCAACAGUAAGAAAGAGGAAGACUUAGCAAGGGACAGAAAGAAUGGAGUGGUAUUGUAAGAAAGUGAUGGGUAAGAUGGCACCAGCAAGUGCCAUGGAAUGGUUUGUGGAAGUAAAGUUGAAGGUGAGUGGAGUGGAAUGGAGAUAUGGUGGUACUGAACUGUACUGAAUGACACUUUUUUGAUUCAAGAUGGAUUUGCUAGCACUACGCCCAGGCCUCUUGCCAGUGUACAGUUGGCACAUGCACAUUAAAUUUAGUGGGGUUGAUUCUGAUCGGCGGUUGGAUUAUUCCAAGACCUUAGACUUUUCAUUGUGCAUAGGUGCCAUGUUUGGUAUUGUAGCUAAUCUCCUAUAAGUGCUCUGAGUCACCAUAGUAUCAGAUUCCGCAGUAUCAAAAUGAACUGAAAAUAUCCUUGUAUGAAGUAGCUCUCAUGGUUAGCAUUUCUGCUUAUGCCAGAGCUACUUGGCCGGGUGUCAACUGUGUUUGUGGAUGGCUCUGAGUGAUUCAGACCUUUAAGGGUGAGAUCUGAAGUGUCAUGUUAAAGCAUUAUGCAACUAUCAAGUGUGGCGACUUUAAACAUUUUGAGGUUCUCCACACUCCUCGUCUUGACUUGUAUAGUGUCUCGAUCAGAGCUGCACUGGGUUUUGCCGGUGGUUGAUGGGUUUCAGACAUGUUAGAUAUCAUCCCUAUCAAUGGUUAAGCUAUUUUGGGUUGGGAUCUGCCAUUUUAGUGACUUUUUAUUCAUGUCUCAAUGUUAUGCCACUUGGUGACAAACAGGUAGAGGGGGAAUUUAUUCAGUUUGAGUUUCCCCCUGCAGCAGGGAGAGCUCGCUCUGUCUCUCUUUCUCUCUGUCUGUCCACAUGGCUUAUUUCUACAAAGAAUCUUUCAAGUCGGAUGGAGUGGAUUGCCACAUGUGGGUAUGUGUAUGUGUGUGUGUGAGCAUGUGAUUGGUUUAUUUACACAUGUGCUGUCACGCCUGAUCCCACUAAACCGCCUUGUGACAAAGGAAGCUGCUAAUGAAGACUUUUUCUAUUUUCUCCACAAGGCGUGGUGGGUAGCCGACUUGCACUAGAAGUCUGCUGAUGUUGGUGUCGUGGUAUCAAGUGCUGGCCACGUUCUGCCAGGAACAUGCAGCAUAACUUCCAAGAUGCUGCGAUGGCCACCUUGUGGGCCAGAAGUGAUCGGCUUGAUCAUCUUCCUUAUUGGGGGGUGUAUUUUAAUUGCUAGAAAACUGUGGACAAUUCAACAAAAAAGUCCAACCCUAAUCUGUAGGGGACUCCUUGCCAGCUUAGGUCCUCUAAAGCAGCCAUGUGCAGUGUUGAAGGUUGGAGAAAGCUUACAGGAGGUUGUCUUUAAAACGGUUUGUACACUACCAAAGGAGCUUUGUAGCACUUGUAGAUGUUAGGAGAAUCGCGUCGCUUCUGGCGCUUUGACUAUUAACGGAAUCUUGCUCCACUUUCAUAUGUGCUGCUUUUGACCAGUGAGUGCCCAGUUCCACUUGGACAUGUGUGUUUUCUUUUUUCCUCUUUCUUUAUAGGUGUAGUGUUUUAAAUGGAUUAAUAAUUUGUUUUUGUUUCAGUGGUUUAAAUGAGCUCUUUUUUCCAUACAAAAGCAUAUUCUGAACACUUUUUUUAAAUUUACAAGGCUCCAAAUUGGCUUUUAUCCUAUUAGUUAUAUCUGCACAAUUAUUAUAUAUGUAUGUAGUUUAUUUGUUUGGAAAAAAAUGUAUAAAAAAGAUCCUUGUUAGUAACAUGUUUUCUAGGCUUUAGUGUAUCAGAGAGGAGGCAUUUGAUGGCGUGUAUGUUUUUGUAACAUACCACUUUUGUUUCUCCCAUAAAUAACUGGUGUGGAAAGGCAGUGUACAGCCACCGGUAAAUCUUUAAAAAAAAUAAAUAAAUCAGUUUUUAUAUACAGUAGUAGCUUUUCUGCAAAGGCUCUCAAAGGUCAGCAUGAUGCUGGAAGGGUUCCCUCCAUUGUACAUCAGACAGGGGAGCCAAGAGUAAUAAAAUUGUAAAGAAAAGAGCAAGCCUUGGCAUCUGUGGGGAGUAAGAGAAGCUGGCGGCAGUGAGGCUCGCCAUCUGCUUGAUGCAUUUUCAUUUGGGACAUGUUGGGGGCAGCACGGUGGCCAGGUUGUUAGUGCUCCUCUUAAAUUAACCAGACGGUCCUAAAUGCAAACAUUUGAGGUGGGUAGUGAGGCUCGUUGUUACUGGCCUUUCUUACUCCACACAUUUGGUGAGGAUUAUGAGACCUUUGUGGAGUCUGCAUGUUGUACCUGUGUCCCCCUUUGUUCUCACUUAACCUUACAAGUUUAACUGACCUGGGCUGAGGGUCUGCCCUGGCAGACAUGAGCAUCCCGUCCAGGGCUGGUGUCUGCUUUACACCUCAUAUUGCUGAAAUGUGCUGUAGCCCCUGGGCCCCACCAGAGCCUCAUAUUUGGUUUAUGAAUGGCAUCUAAAAACAGAAUUAUUAUUUUGUGUACACUUUUGUGUUUUUAUAUUUUUCUUCGUCAUAGGGUUGAAGAGAUAUAUCUGAAAUGGUGUUUAUUUCUCUCUCUCUUUUUUUUUUUUUUUGGAGCAUGCAUUUUUUUUUCUUUUCUAACAGUCUUUGCUAAUGUUUACUUUUGCUGGUUGGUUGUAUUGUUGUUUUUGUGUUCCUGUAAGAAAUUUUGAAUUUGGUUUAAGGAGAAAGAGAGGUUUUGUUUGGAAAGAAAUAAAGCGACAUGCAGACUUCCAGGACAGAGUGAGUCUGUACAGACGCCAGGCUACAGAGCAGAAGCUCAAGAGUGUCCUUUAAGACCAAUAAAGCUUGGUGAAAUCCUA